Mesocricetus auratus (golden hamster) is the source of this 786-nucleotide messenger RNA. RefSeq names its product interleukin 4 (gene Il4). Bases 343 to 786 code for a protein of 147 amino acids. Gene Ontology annotation, molecular function: cytokine activity; growth factor activity; interleukin-4 receptor binding. The record is from RefSeq and is a predicted model, not a curated record. Lineage: Eukaryota; Metazoa; Chordata; Mammalia; Rodentia; Cricetidae. The transcript has 4 exons. Gene Ontology annotation, cellular component: extracellular region. Gene Ontology annotation, biological process: positive regulation of amyloid-beta clearance; innate immune response in mucosa; positive regulation of T cell differentiation.
ACCCCAGCGCUGAUAAGAUUAAUCUGCAGGGCCGAUUAUGGUGUAAUUUCCUAUGCUGAAACUUUGUAGAUUUUUUUAAAAAAGGGUUUCAUUUUCCAAUUGGUCUGAUUUCACAGGAAAAUUUACCUGUUUCUCUGAGGCAUUUUUUCUCCUGGAAGAGAGGUGCUGAUUGGCCCAAAAUAACUGACAAUCUGGUGUAACAAAAAUUUCCAAUGUAAACUCACUUUCCCUUGGUUUCAGCAAUUUUAACUCUAUAUAUAGAGAUAUCUCUGUCAGAAUUGCAUUGUUAGCGUCUCUUGAUAACCUUAAUUGUCUCCUAUCACUGACGGUAGAGAUCUAUUGAUGGGUCUCAGGCCCCAGCUAGCUGCCAUCCUGCUCUGCCUUCUAGCAUGUACCGGGAACUGGACCCUCGGAUGCCACCAUGGAGCCUUGAAAGAGAUCAUUCACAUUUUGAACCAGGUCACAGAAAAAGGGACACCAUGCACCGAGAUGGUCGUACCAGACGCCCUUUCAGCAAGGAAGAACUCCACGGAGAAAGACCUCAUCUGCAGGGCUUCCCAGGUGCUUCGCAAGUUUUAUUUCCAACAUGAGGUGACCCUGUGCUUGAAGAACAAUUCCAGGGUUCUCAAAGACCUGAAGAAACUCUACAGGGGCAUCAGCAGCCUGUUUCCACAGAAGAGCUGCAAUGUGAAUGAGUCCACGUACACAACACUGAAAGACUUCUUGGAAAGCCUAAGAAGGAUCAUGCAAAAGAAAUACUGGCAGUGUGGAAGUUCCACGUUUUAA